AUGCAAACAAGACGUCGCAUUCGCAUCGUCCGACAUCCAUGUUUGGUAUCCACCAUACGAUCCCUAGGGAUUUUCCAGCUGAAGCGAGGAACCGCUCCCACCGUCUGUGAUGAGAGAACUUGGAGAAAUUUGGUGGCAGAAGAAAUGUGUAUACGAAUCGCUUGUUGGGUCUUCCUUGCGGACGGAUUCCUCACAGUCUGCUUCAAAAACCACCCAUCAAUAUCGGUCUUUGAGAUGGACUGUCAUUUUCCUUGGAGCGCCGGGCUAUGGGAAGCCGAAAGCGCAUCUUCUUUCAGCAGAAUUGCCAUGUCGCACUCGACGGAGCUCCCGCUUCCUCCCCUGAAAGAUGUUGUCACGCAGUUACUCGAAACUCCUCUCAGUAAUGACCCAAUACCAUGGGGUCUUUCGGUAUCAGUGGAGCAUCUCCUGAUUCUGAUUUAUGCCAUUAACUCCCUCGCAUUCCAAGCGAGAGCCGGCUUAUUAAGAUAUCUAUCACUCGAUAGAAUACGCCGUGCGUCUGGUAAUUGGAGGCGCAUCUGGGAUUCUGUAAUUGGUCUCCUUAAUAAGGAUCAAUUCCUUCACCUUGGGUAUCCAAAACACGCUCAGGAGCUUUGGUGGUUGUUGAAUGCCACGCUGGAUGCUACUGGUAGAUCUGAUGUCAGCCUUCGGUAUAUGGAUAACACUGCCACCGAUGACCUGGGGAAUUUGAAUGAAUUCAUUCAAUGGUGUCACCAAAUUUCGCCAUAA
This is a messenger RNA of Penicillium samsonianum, 747 nucleotides long. RefSeq lists its product as uncharacterized. The record is from RefSeq and is a predicted model, not a curated record. The coding region runs from base 1 to 747 and encodes 248 amino acids. Gene Ontology annotation, biological process: regulation of transcription by RNA polymerase II; DNA-templated transcription. Gene Ontology annotation, cellular component: chromatin. The transcript has 3 exons. Gene Ontology annotation, molecular function: RNA polymerase II cis-regulatory region sequence-specific DNA binding; zinc ion binding; DNA-binding transcription factor activity, RNA polymerase II-specific. NCBI's taxonomy places the organism in Eukaryota, Fungi, Ascomycota, Eurotiomycetes, Eurotiales, Aspergillaceae.